This is a messenger RNA of Anoplopoma fimbria (sablefish), 800 nucleotides long. Its product is annotated as trypsinogen-like protein 3. The coding region runs from base 30 to 800 and encodes 256 amino acids. Gene Ontology annotation, biological process: proteolysis. The transcript is spliced from 5 exons. The record is from RefSeq and is a predicted model, not a curated record. Lineage: Eukaryota; Metazoa; Chordata; Actinopteri; Perciformes; Anoplopomatidae. Gene Ontology annotation, molecular function: serine-type endopeptidase activity.
GAACACGACUAAAACAACAGAGAUACAACAUGAAUCUUCUCCUUCUGGUGGUUGCUUUGGGGCUUACAGGAGCGUCUCCCCUGCACGACUACAAAGUGUGCCAGCCUCACUCCAGACCCUGGCAGGUCUAUCUGCACGGUGGAGGAGUGUCCUGCAGUGGAGCUCUCAUCGACAGUUUGUGGAUAGUGACCUCCUUCGACUGUGCACCCACAUCCUUCAGCACCAUUGCAUCUCUUGGGGAACAUGACGUGACUGUGGAUGAGGGCACCGAGCAGCACAUUUACGUUGCUGACGUGAUCCGCCACAGUCCUUACUUCCGCUCACCUAUGCACAGCCUGACGAUGGUCCGUCUGGCCAAACCCGCCCGCUUCACCCAGUACAUCCAGCCCAUCCCUCUGCCCAGCCGAUGCCCACAGCCUGGACAGACUUGCCAUGUCAGUGGCUGGGGAUCCACCAUCCCAAAUCAAUAUGACCGUGCUAAACUCCUGAAGUGCAUUUCUGUCCCUGUUGUGGAUGACCACACAUGCAUCAACACAUUCCCUGAGUUCCUGUUCUGGAGCCUGGGCAUGGUCUGCGCUGGACAAGCAAACACAGAUAACUGCAUGCAUGAUAGAGGCAGUGUGAUGGUGUGCGAUGGCCAGCUGCAGGGUGUGCAGUGGUUCAGUCACGGCUGCAGGAACCAAGCGGACCCCAGCGUCUACACCAAGCUGUGCAAGUACAAUAACUGGAUCAGUGAUGUGAUGGACCGCUACACACCCACGCUGACAACUGGAACCACUACGGUGAAGAUGACAUCAUGA